Brassica napus (rape) is the source of this 4366-nucleotide messenger RNA. RefSeq lists its product as uncharacterized. The record is from RefSeq and is a predicted model, not a curated record. Gene Ontology annotation, molecular function: oxidoreductase activity; methyltransferase activity. The transcript is spliced from 22 exons. The coding region runs from base 221 to 2830 and encodes 869 amino acids. NCBI's taxonomy places the organism in Eukaryota, Viridiplantae, Streptophyta, Magnoliopsida, Brassicales, Brassicaceae.
AUAAAUAAAAUGUUUCGUCCCACACGCUUUAGUUUCUAAGCUUAUUUCUAUAUAAGUUAGCAGGAUAUGAGUGGAUGUAAUGUUGCUUCAACAUAUCCCCAUCUUUAGAUCAAAAUUACUUUGUGCAAGAAACACGAAGGUAUUUUUCUUGGUUACAUGAUUAAUUCUUCAUUGAAUCAUUCUAUAGUCGGUUUUGUCCAAGACUAGGAAAAAGCAUAAAAUGAGAGUGGCGGUGAUCGGAGGUGGGAUAAGUGGGUUGGGAAGUGCCUACGUUCUUGCAAAAGAAUAUGGAAUCGAGGAAGUGGUGUUGUUCGAAAAGGAGGAGUCUUUAGGAGGUCAUGCUAAAACGGUGCGUUUUGAUGGCGUUGACUUCGACAUUGGAUUCAUAGUCUUCAAUACUGUUACGUAUCCGAACAUGAUAGAAUUCUUCAAGAACCUAGGAGUAGACAUGGAGGUUUCAGACAUGUCUUUCUCAGUAAGCCUUGACAGUGGCCGAGGUUGCGAGUGGGGAUGCCGCAGCCUUUCCAGCUUGUUUGCUCAGAAGAGAAACAUUUUCAGUCCGUAUUUUUGGAAAAUGAUCACAGAAAUAAAGAAGUUUAAGGAAGACGUACUAAAAUAUUUAGAAGAUCGGGAGCGUAACCUUGACAUGGACCGAACCAAAACCCUAGGAGGGUUUCUCAAGUCUCGUGGUUACUCUGACUUAUUUCAAAAGGCUUACUUGGUGCCGGUAUGUAGUUUGAUAUGGUCAUGUCCAGCAGACAGUGUCCUUAACUUUUCGGCGUACUCUGUUCUUUCAUUUUGUCGCAAUCACCAUUUGCUUCAGAUCUUUGGGAGGCCACAAUGGCUAACUGUUGCUGGACGUUCUCAGACAUAUGUGGCAAAGGUAAGGGCAGAACUGGAGCAACGAGGAUGUAAAAUCAGAACAAGUUGCAAAGUAGAAUCUGUUGCGACAUCUGAGGAUGGUUGUGUCAUAGUAACUACUGAAGAAGGAUCUCAAGAAGUAUACGAUAAAUGCAUAUUAGCUGUGCAUGCACCAGAUGCUCUGAAAUUGCUUGGAGAGCAAGUUACACAUGAUGAAACUAGGGUUCUCGGUGCUUUCCAGUAUGCUUACAGCGAUCUUUAUCUCCACGGUGACACUGAUCUGAUGCCACGGAACACUUCUGCUUGGAGCGCUUGGAAUUUCCUAGGAGAUUCUGAAAAUAAAGCGAGCCUCACAUAUUGGCUCAAUAUAAUUCAGAAUCUUGGAGAAGAACGUGAUCCAUUCUUUCUCACCAUUAAUCCUGAACAUACCCCGAAGGAAACAUUUUUCAAAUGGACCACUGGUCACCCUCUGCCCUCUGUUUCCACUUGGAAAGCUUCUCAAGAGCUGCACAAUAUUCAAGGGAAGCGUGGUAUAUGGUUCUGUGGUGCAUAUCAAGGAUAUGGUUUCCAUGAAGACGGACUAAAGGCUGGUAUGGCGGCUGCACAAGGUUUGCUAGGGAAACAGAUGGUGACUCCCCUGAGCAACCCGAAACACAUGGUCCCGUCUCUAACCGAGAAAGGGGCUAGGUUUUUCUUUACUAGAUUCUUGAGAAAUUUUAUAUCGACGGGUUGUGUAACAAUACUUGAAGAAGGAGGAUCCGUGUACACUUUCGCCAGCAAGAAUUCAAGAUGUCAAUUAAAAUCGGUCCUAGUGAUUCACAGUCCUCAGUUUUACUGGAAGGUUAUGACACAAGCAGAUUUAGGUCUUGCUGAUGCUUAUAUCAAUGGAGAUUUUUCGUUUGUUGAUAAAGAAAGAGGGCUUUUGGAUCUGCUCAUGAUACUCAUUGCUAACAAAGAAUUAAACUCAAACAACUCAAAUCAUGCUAAGAGAAGGGGAUGGUGGACACCAAUGUUUCUGACUGCCAGUUUGGCAUCUGCAAAGCAUUUUCUAAAGCAUGUCUCUAGGCAGAACACAUUAACUCAAGCUCGAAGGAACAUUUCUCGUCACUAUGACCUUAGUAAUGAGCUUUUUGCUUUGUUCUUGGAUGAUACCAUGACUUAUUCCUCUGCUGUAUUCAAGUCGAAUGAUGAGGAUCUGAGAACAGCACAAAUGAGAAAAAUAUCUCUUCUGAUUGAUAAGGCAAGAAUAGAGAAGAACCAUGAGGUUUUAGAAAUUGGGUGCGGGUGGGGAACUUUGGCCAUAGAAGUUGUGAGAAGAACUGGAUGCAAAUACACUGGCGUUACUCUAUCUAUUGAACAACUUAAAUAUGCAGAGCAAAAAGUGAAAGAAGCUGGACUUGAGGAUCGGAUUAAGUUUGAGCUCUACGAUUAUCGCCAACUAUCUGAUGCUCACAAAUAUGACAGGAUUAUAUCUUGCGAGAUGCUUGAAGCUGUUGGCCACGAGUUCAUGGAGACAUUUUUCACUCAUUGUGAAGCUGCACUUGCAGAAGACGGCAUUUUUGUAUUGCAGUUCAUAUCAAUACCGGAGGAGCGUUACGAUGAGUACAGACUAAGUUCAGAUUUCAUUAAAGAAUACAUAUUCCCUGGUGGAUGCCUUCCUUCUUUAGGCAGAGUUACUUCAGCCAUGGCAUCUUCCUCUAGGUUAUGUGUUGAAAACGUGGAGAACAUUGGGAUUCAUUACUACCAGACACUGAGAUGCUGGAGGAAGAAUUUCUUGGAAAGACAAAAACAAAUCAUUGAUCUUGGAUUUGAUGAUAAGUUCAUUAGGACAUGGGAAUAUUAUUUUGACUAUUGUGCAGCUGGAUUCAAGACACUUACCCUUGGAAACUACCAGGUAGUGUUUUCACGUCCGGGAAAUGUAGCUGCACUCGGCGAUCCAUUUCAUUGCUUCCCUUCUGCUCAGAGUUAAUCAAGAGUAGAUGAAUCAUUUUUAAUCUUUAUGCACUACUCUCAUUAUUUGGGUUGUUUCCAAUAAAAGAUUCAAAGUUUGCGUGUGAAAGUAGAUAUGUAAAUUUAAAAAAAAAAAAACAAAAUCGUUGCAUGAUUGAUUAUGCGCUCUUUACCAACAAUAUUGUACUGUCCAGACCAUGUAUCAAUUCAUUCUACAUCAAAAGUUCAUAACCAUCUCAACAGUGUCACCCACCAAUCUUGUACGAGUACAAGAGGAAGGGCCCGCAAGCUUAAAGACCGCGUAAGGAAUCUGCAUGUGGUCCAAAUGAAUGUUGGUACUAUAAGGCAAUAAAGCUUUAGAAGAGCUGAAGAAUAAGGGAUCUGACUUGGCAAAGAUCUGUUGUACAUGUACUGUUAGGAUUACACUUGAAAGGUGUAAGUUAGACACAUAUGAAAUGUUGGGGUCACGCAGUCCAUACACUCUGGUGAAAGAGAGAAUUAUUUACACCCGUAGUUCAUACACUAAAUGGUGUAAAAUAAGUAGGAUAGAAAUGAGUCGUUGCACCAAAAAAAAUUCAAUAUAAAAUUGAUUAUGAAGAGAUAUAGUCUCAUGUGGUAGAAGCAACUACUUUCAAGAUUUUAGUCUGGUAAUAAAGCAAGACUUAAAUUAUACGAUCCACUGAAAAAUGAUAAUUUUCAAAAGAUAAAAUCCAUGAAGGAUUGAUUAUAUCAAAACUAUGUUCCCCAUGAAACAAAAUAUUUUCUAGGAUAUAUAAAAUAUUAUGAGGUUAACUAAUGUAUUCAUUUGUAUUUAUCAAGAGAUUAUGAAUCAAUAGAAUCAUUAAUUUGAAUAUAAUCCAAACUCUUGAAGUAACAAACUGUUUGUUUAGAAGAAAGAUCUUGAAACGACUACAAUGUUAUGUAUUCCAAACUGGACAUUUAUAAUAAGAGAUGUUUUGGGUUAUCUUAGAAGAUCUUUAAAUUUUUUGAAAUGAUCAUAAAUUAGUGAUCUUGAAGUACCAUAAUUAAAGUGUUAUUUUGAGCAAGUUACUAAUCUUUGUGUGAUUAGUAAAGAUCACAAUCGUGAGAAUAUAGGGGUAUCACUUAGUUGGUCAAUCAUGUUCAUCUGUGAGAGAGAAUCAUGUUGAUUCUCUAGGUGUAAGAUUUACCAAACAAUACAACAUAUCUCGUUUCUGAUUUCAUUUUUUACAAGAACAAAGUACAAAAUCAUGAUAAAGUGGUAUUAGAGCAGUUCUGAUUCCGACGAUACUAUGCCUCCGAAGAAAGAACAUGAAAACAAAGAUCUUUUGCACAUGGCUAUGGCAGCGUUUUUUUACUAGUGAGGGAAUAAAGCUUUUAGAUGUGGCUUAGAAAAGAUCUGUUGCACAUGUAUUGUUGGGAUCAUGCAAGAAAGGUGUGACUUGGAUGCAUAUGGAAUGUUGGGGCCAUGAGAAAAUGUGUGACAUGUGAACAGUGGCGGAGUAAGAAAUAUUCUUUAUUGGAGGAAAAAUAAUUAAAUUAUUUACUAAUAAUUAAUAUUUAUAUAUAAAUAUUU